This is a messenger RNA of Lethenteron reissneri (Far Eastern brook lamprey), 7255 nucleotides long. Its product is annotated as protein lifeguard 1-like. Gene Ontology annotation, cellular component: membrane; Golgi apparatus; endoplasmic reticulum. The record is from RefSeq and is a predicted model, not a curated record. Gene Ontology annotation, biological process: negative regulation of apoptotic signaling pathway. Lineage: Eukaryota; Metazoa; Chordata; Hyperoartia; Petromyzontiformes; Petromyzontidae.
AGUGGGAGGAGUCUGGUGAGUGUUGUGAGCGUCACGCGCGCGUCACGGACCUCUCACUCCACUUCCGGAAGCUUCCCCCGAGCGCCGCUGCGCCCACGACCCCGACUCGUCGCCCCGCAGAGACCCGCAGGGACCCCGACUCCUCGCCCCGGGACGCAGCCGCGGACCCCCCCAGCUCCCGAAACGCCACCAUGUCGACCAGCGAGAAAGCUCCCCUGAUGCCGCCCAAUGCACCGAAGGACAGCCAGUCAUGGGGAAACCCGGAUCAGCCCGGAUACAUGGCACCCCCCUACGUGCAGCCCCCCUACCUGACGUCCCCCGGCCCUUCAUCCGGGGGUCCGGGCUACAGCGAUACACCCUACCACCCAGCUCCAGGCCCUUCAGCUCCUGCCUUUAAUGAUGAGCAUCCGCCAAUGUACCACGACAAUGAAGACUUCAAUAUCUCUGACUGGACUGACAAAACAGUGCGGCGCGCUUUCAUCAGAAAGGUGUACCUGGUCCUGACUGCCCAGCUGCUGGUGACGUUCGCCUUCGUGUGCACCUUCCGCUUUUCACCCGCCGUCUCGACAUACGUUAAACAUACUCCCGGCCUCUACUAUGCCUCCUACGCGGUCUUCUUCGCCUGUCUCAUCGCGCUCAGCUGCUGCGGGGAAUUCCGCCGCAAGCAUCCCUGGAACAUCAUCACGCUGUCCAUCCUGACGCUGUGCAUGUCCUACAUGGUGGGGAUGAUUGCCACCUUCUACGAGGCCGACGCUGUUGUGAUGGCGAUGGGCAUCACAGUGGCGGUCUGCGUGGCCGUCAUCUUGUUCUCUAUGCAGACGAAGUACGACUUCACGUCCUGCAACGGCGUGCUGCUGGUGAUGCUGGUCGUGUUGAUGUUCUUCUCCAUCCUCUGCAUCAUCUUGCGCAAUCAAAUCCUCAACAUCGUCUACGGGGCGUUGGGGGCCCUGCUGUUCACCGUGUUCCUCGCAGUGGAUACGCAGCUGCUGAUGGGGAACCACAAGUACGCGCUGAGCCCUGAGGAGUAUAUCUUCGCCGCCCUCAACCUCUACACGGACGUCAUCAACAUUUUCCUCUACAUCCUGAUGAUCAUUGGCAACUCUCGCAACUGAGUGCACGACGCGCCAGCUUUGUCCUGUUCGGAAAUGUGUCUUCGUGUUAGGGAUUCGUGGCGUAUUCGGUGACGUUUGGCUCGUUUUUCGACGAGAGGUUUGCACACAGCUUCAGCCCGUCGAGGUGCAACAGCGGGAGGUUGUCGUCGCCCAUGGUCAACGCCGCUGUGACCUCCGCGUCAAGACAUCCGUGCUCACCUCAGAAAUAUCGCAGAAACCUCGUAGAAAAUGCUCGGAUACAGUUUUAUAGACUUUUGCGGCAAGGCAGCCUCAUGCCGUGUAAUGCGCAGAAUGAAAUAACCCUCGAAAUAAUUUAUUUAAAAGUGGAAACAAAAAUUGGCUUGGAUGGGCGACAACUAAUACGGCUAACCCAUGCAUCAGCAUAGGGCCUUUGGAAUGAGUUAGGUUUGGAGACAAUUGAGAGGCAGGAGACUUUUAAACCACUUCGCUAUCAGUUCACGGACCCUCCCUACUCUCCAGAGCCUCGCACGGGGCAAGGUGGAGACCUGGGAGGGUCCGGGCUCUCUCUCAUGCGCCAAGAUCUUCGACUCUCGCUUCCCAGUGUGUCCACGUUCCUAGCACAUGAAGAGUUGUCACAUAUCAAGUUGGCUUUUGAGUUUCACUGUUUUUAAGAAAUUGGUAUUCAUGGAUUAAUAAGUCAAUGUCUUAAUGCAGAGUGUAGAACGACUGAGGCUGUCUGCUUGGUUUAAAUGCUGUUGUGUAAACAAUUUCUGUAAAAAAUAAUAUAUGUUCUUUCCAAAAUGUUAAAAUUAAUCUUUACUUAAUGCAAAUCCUCUUACCUUUAAGAAGCAAAAAUUAUACUUAUCAAAUAUAAUGUUACCUCCUUUCCACUUGCCUAGGUGUGUCAACAGCAAAAGUGUUUUCACCGUAUGUUUAACGAGAGCCGUGCGCAUGCAUGUUCUGGUCUCACAGUGGAGGUUGGGCUUGGGUGGAGGAGUUCCCGAGUGGGAGUUUGAAGGCCUAGAUACACCGAGUGUUAUUUGUGUGCAAUUAGCCGGGGAAGGGUGCGCGAUUGGGCCAGGUUCUUGAUUUGAAAUUUUUGCAAUCGGCUACCAUCGCAUAGAAUGUAGCCAACCAGUGAGCAGGUUGGGCACGCGCGACCGCAGAGUGCGCAUGAGGUGUCCGUGUAUCGGUGUGUGGAAAUGCGUGUGUGAGUUAAUACAUGUGAAUCUGCUUGUGGCAGCAUUGCACUUUGUGAUCGAUACGGGCGCAGUCCAGCACAGCCCGUGUACGCCCCCCCAUCAAUUGUCGUGACAUUGUACAGCAUAUCUAGGUCAUGGGAUGGGUGGGGGGCCCAUGGCACCGACCUCAAUUCACACGGCCUGUGUGCGCCAGGCGUACCACUUGGAAAUGGGCCACACACGAUAUUUAACAUCACCUUCAAGCAUCUUGGCGGUGCAAAUCGAGUACCACGGGGGAUAUUUUCGACCUUGCAACGCUUCAUUUUAGGGAACCCAUUAAUAGUUUUUAAGGGCCUCUUGCAGUGACUGAAGUGUGUGUGUGUUCACGUGCUGUUGCCUGCUAAUGAUGCAGGGAUUUCCCAAACUUCAGUCCUCGCGACCUCACCAUGCGACGUCUUUACCGACGUACUCCCCAUUCAAAUACAAGUGAACUCGUGUCACGAGCCAGAUGAUUGUUAAACGUCCCACGCGACGAGCUGAAUCAAUUAACGCUGCGUGCGUUAAUAGAGCCAAUUGAAAUGAAGAUCGAGAUGUCUGCGCGUGUGUAUGCACGUGUGCCACGUGACAGACGUAGCGUUAAUUGGCGCGUCACGUGGGGCGUGUUUAACUAUCAUCAGGCACGUACAGCGUGGCACGUGUUCAUUUGAAUGGGAGCAGUAAGUUGGUAGACGUGGUGGGUCGCGACGACUGGAGUUUGGUAAAGCCUGUGGUCUUUAAAAGUAAUAUUCGGCCCUCCGUUAAAGGUCCCCGCCCUCGCUUUAAGGUGAUCGUGAGAUGCGGCCCAACUGCUGGGUCGUUGGCCUCAUGCGUGUGUCACCUCUGCGUUCUGGCCUUGUUGUGUUUCUAUCGAUAGGUUGGCUACAUUGCCCCACGUGUUUAAAUUGGCAUCCUUGCCUGCUGCAAUGGCUAACAAACGCGCCCGUGUACCCGUGCCGCCAUAUCAGCACCGACCGCACCGUCAUAUCGAGAUGUAUCAGAGCUCUGGGCUCCACCACCACGCAGUGCAGGUGUGGAAGUCGCGUGACGCUUUAGAUGACACAGAAGCAGCAGACUCCGCCGGCCGGCAGGCGGGGCUGCAAGGACAUUUUAUUGGCACCGUUUGUGUAGAAUCGCCCUGUCGUGGCGACGCUGCGACGUGCCUAAUCGUACGACACAAGGUCCACGAUACUCGUGUUAGUAUUUAGAAACAUGUUUCCUAAUUUUUGUUAAAUUAUUCUUUCCUGGCAAUAUGUAAACGUUAAUAGUAAAAAAAAAAGUUAUGAUAGGCUACAUUACCCAUUAACUGUGUUUUUGUGUUACUUGCAUUGGUAAAUUAUGGUAGCGGUAUAUUGAAUGGUAUCGUUCUUUCGUGACCAACAGACGCGUGUUUUACGGAGUAAAAUCGCCGGCGAUGGGAAGGCUUUCCGGCAGGCUUGUGUUGUGUCGUUUCAGCUCACGGGGUGGGUUUCGGUUUGCAACACGGCGGCGAUUUCGAGUCGCGGGAAGUGCGACAAAGCGCGCGCACACAAACAGCGGUGCAAUCAAAACAAACACGAAAUAUACACGGGACGCGAAGUGGCACACGGAGCUGUGCGAAAUGGACUUGGCGACGUGAGUUUGGGGGGCACCGCCGCGAAACGCGAGGUCGCGCGUGUAACCGCAUCGACCCCGACGAAAUCUUGAUUUAAAGCUUUCGUGACUGCAGGGAUUCAUAUUCUUGGUUCUUUCGGUAAUGUUUUAUAUGUAUAUUAUUUUAUUUCCCUUCUACGUGACUUUACCGAAAGAACCAAGAAUAUGACCCAAACGAAGUUAAACAUCGCGGUCUAAACAAUCUUCCUCGGCGCGCGGGCUCUGGGCGGCAGAUUGUGCCAUUUCACGCCGUGCGGACAGCUACGUCACUUGCAGGUCGCGACAGUUUCCCUCGCUGAUAAAAUGUUAUCCUGUUAACCGAACAAAUUAUUUGGUAGUGGUGGUGCGUUUGACAGCGGUGUUCGCACGGACACAAUUAACAAAACACCGCAAGACAUUCAUCAUUAUAUACUUAAAAGGAAACCGUACAUUGGAGGUGACGUUUUUUGAGAAAUAGUUAUGUGAACGACCCAUUGCCCGAAACGUCGCCUGCUCGGUAUAGUUUUAACAACUGAAGUGAUUGUGACCAAAACGGCGUCACAUGAAAGUGGCGUUGCAUAUUCAUUUCGUGUGUUGAUCUCGACACCUAUAACAAACUCUUACCGGUGAGGUGAGGCUUUCACUCUGGGUCUAUUAUGCUUGAUGUGUACUCAUUGGUAAAGUGUGACUAUUCAUGAAGCUCAUGGUGUUUACCCUUACAAUCUUGUGUAAGUAGCACAAUUUUAAUUCAUAAAAAACUCCUAAUUAUUUGUAUAAUAAAAUGAUUUAUCUUUACAAUUAGCGGUGCGUAUGGAGAGAGAGAGAGAGGUGACAGUCACGCAGUGCGUGUGCGCCGUGCCCACCAGCUCGCGCGGCGGUGGAACCGCGGGGUAGACAAAGGCGAAGCCCUGCAAUGUCUCGCUCAGAACGCCCACUGCCGGGGGGGGGGGGUGGGGAAGGGCCUCCACUUUCAGGCAGUGUUUCAUUGCUGGCCUCGAGGUGGGCUGAGACAGAUGCCACUUUUCGGUGGCACGCGACGUGACGACCUUUGCGAUCUCAAUUCUGUACGGCCAACAUUCCACAUCUGCCCACGUGCUCCAUGGCCAGAGCGCGUCUCGUGUCGAACCACUGCCGAAUGAAUAGAGGCUUCCUCGCGCACCGCGGGAGCUGUUUGACCCCGACUUCACCACGUUGGUCAGUGCGGGUUGAAGGUGUGGAACAUAGAUGUUGGAGCAUAGAGGUACGGUACAACGAUGUAUGUUGCUGCACUGCGGUCAACUUACAGUCCUGGAGUGGCAUGCAAAGAGGCGAUUGAAUGCGUGGCGGUCGCUAAUCCAACACUGUGGCCGGGCUCAUUCUCUGCUUAGCUUGCGAGAUCUGAUAAGAUCCGGUGCACUCCGAGCGAUGCGGUCGACGAGAUUUAGACGCAUGGGCAGAAGAAUGUUGUCAGGUGACUGCACGACGUUUAAAACGCAGUUACAGUGCACGAGCGAUGUCUGUGUGUUCUCCGCAAGACUUCGUGGGGUGCUGUGUUGCUUUGCCCUGCUGUUCGUCAGGAAGAGCACUCUUGUGAAGGAAGGUUGUAAAUGUCGAUUACAAAAAAGCACAAACUCACCUCGGAGAGGGUGGCAGUAUCGGCUGGAAACGUGAGCGCAUCCACGCGAUUAACCCUCAUCGUUAUCCUCAUCAGCAUGACUGUCAUCCAUUAGAUGGUAACGUCGAAUGGAAUUACAAUUUACUGCCAAAGGCCAAAUUUACUUAAAUUACUCUCUCAUUACACUGAACAAUAACACACAGCUGCUGCUGUCGUCUUAAUCGUCCACAAUUAGUCUCAAACACCUGCAUCCAUCUCGCCGCGAGUCCCCUUAAUUAGCAGGGCACCAUCGUGUACCCACCUCGAGACCAGUCUUCAUCCCCGUCAUCGACGUCGCCGAAAGCAAUGGCUCAUGAGCUAAUAUAAUUCCAGCUGCAACCUCGCCGUACGCCUCCCACUAUACAUAUCACUCCCUGGCGUGACCUCGCUGUACAAACCGGUAACAAGAGUAAUAACAAUGCCUCAUUGAAACACGGCCUCCACAUUCACGUGAAGUUCUCAUAACGCGUGGCAGGCGAGGGAGUUCAUGCUUUCUUUUGGGCCGCCCUUAGGCAGUGUUAACGUUUGCUCAUGAAACUAGAGGGCAUUCAAAUCAAAAUGUGUAUUUAUUUUAAGUCAACGAAGAUUUAAGUGGACGAAAAACCAUCAAUCGUGACGAUGGCUAUAGGCCAGGGGUGGGGAACCUGUUUUCUGCCAAGGGCCAUUUGGAUAUGUAUAACAUCAUUCGCGGGCCAUGCAACAUUAUCAACUUAAAAAUGUGCCCGUUAUAUUUGGUCAAACAAUUAAUUUACUCACCACUAAUGUGAUGGCUGGAACUGCUUCUCUUUGGCGAGGCGUGUGAUGUUCUCUGGUAUUGAUGAUGCUGCUGCUACUCGCAACUGCUUUUCCAGGUUUGCUCCGAGAUUUAUUGAAUUUCGAGUCCCGCUUGCGGUUGCCUUGGCAGGGCCACACCAAAUGAAUUCGUGGGCCUGACACGGCCCGCGGGCCGGACGUUCCCCACCCCUGUUAACUCACCAGCAAAGACCGAGGCGUGACGAUGACGAAACCAACAUUACCCAGUCUUGAGUGAAGGCGCAGCCGAAGACACGAAUUUAGUAGCGUUAUUUGAGACAGGGCAACGAGGAAUACCAAACAUGGUCAUUUGUUAUUUUCUAUUUUGAUUUGAAGCUUUCGUGACUGCAGGAAUCCAUACUGUUUGGUUCUUUCGGUAAAGUCAUGUAGAUAUAAAAUAAAUCACGACGUUUCGGACGCAACACAAGCGUCCAUCACCUUUCCCACCUGAUGAUGGACGCUUGUGUUGCGCCCAAAACGUUGUGAUUUGUUGUAUUAUAUUCUCACGUAGAAAAAGUUGACUGAUUGGUUGACCUGGUAAUAUUGCCGGGGGGAGGUUGUAGUGGCACGUACCUCUAAAAUGUAGUAACUAAUCGUGAACGACAUGGUGGACUCUUGCGGUAGACGAGACUUAAGAGAAUGACACACCAACGUGACAGAAUCCACCGUCGUGCUAUCGACGAGACGAAGACUUAAUCACACAAACUGACUCGAUUAAUCCUGGUCACUGCAGGGCCUGGCGCUUUGUGGUUUGGCUGUGCUCGUGGGUCGUUCGAGGGACGGGAAUGACACGUGCUCUGCUCGUCCACACAUCCUCGGCCACAGCGUGUACGCAUUCGCAAUCGUCCACUCGCUGUUAAGAUGAAAUUGAAACCCUUACAAUUCAUCGCUGUGUGUAUUUCAGCAAUAAAUCGUUAAUGUAAAAACCA